This is a messenger RNA of Eucalyptus grandis, 922 nucleotides long. RefSeq names its product reticulon-like protein B9. The transcript is spliced from 5 exons. Lineage: Eukaryota; Viridiplantae; Streptophyta; Magnoliopsida; Myrtales; Myrtaceae. The coding region runs from base 56 to 706 and encodes 216 amino acids. The record is from RefSeq and is a predicted model, not a curated record.
ACUAUAUCGUCACAUCCCUACACAAAAUCAAACUCAUCCCAACUCCUUGAAAAAGAUGCCAGUUUACGAAUCCGAUUCUGAUGCCGACACUCCUCCGGGAAAACUGUUCGAUCGUACAAGGUCGAUACAUGAAGUGUUUGGCGGAGGCCCAGUGGCAGAUAUAUUGCUGUGGAGGAACAGAAACGUCUCGGCGGCGCUUUUGGCCGGGACGACGUUGAUAUGGUUUCUGUUCGAGGUCGUGGAGUACAAUUUCGUGACCCUCCUGUGUCAUAUCUCCAUCACAGCGAUGCUGGUGACCUUCAUAUGGCACAAGGCCGCAGAGAUCUUCAACUGGGAAGCUCCCCAGAUCCCACAGUUCAGAUUUACGUUUGAUUAUGUGGCUUCAACCUUUCACGGAAGAUUCAACCAGCUCAUGUUGAAUCUGAUCGACAUCGCAAGCGGGAGAGACUUUCGUCAAUUCAUAUUGGCAAUUACCGUUCUCUACGUGUUGUCCGUGAUCGGAAGCUGCUUCAGUUUCUUGAACCUCCUCUAUUUGGGGCUUUUCUGCAUGGAGACGUUGCCCUUCCUGUACGACCGGUUCGAGGAAGAAGUUGACAUGCUGGUGGGCAGGAUGGCAAGGGAGAUAAGGAGGCUUUACAGAAGGUUUGAUGCGCAUUUUCUAAACAAGAUUCCCAGAGGGCCAGUCAAAGAAAAGAAAACCAGAUAGAUUCAUGCUCAUACGACCACAAGGACAUAAUGGUCCGAUGGCGCCAGAAGCUUCGGACCCAACAGGAAGAAUUAAUUUCUUUUAGUUGUAAAGUAACUAGGCAUAUAAAUAUGUGGGUAAAGGGUGUCUGCAAAAUUUGUUACAGCUAAGUAAAAAUCAAAUUUGAUGAAACGGAAAGUAUAAUAAAUGAAUAAAAAGUUCACUUGAGAACAGUAA